Molecule: messenger RNA, 3188 nt
Organism: Mercenaria mercenaria
Lineage: Eukaryota; Metazoa; Mollusca; Bivalvia; Venerida; Veneridae
Product: RNA polymerase-associated protein LEO1-like
Exons: 11
Coding region: 19-2070 (683 amino acids)
Biological process (GO): positive regulation of transcription elongation by RNA polymerase II; transcription elongation by RNA polymerase II
Cellular component (GO): Cdc73/Paf1 complex; nucleus
Molecular function (GO): RNA polymerase II C-terminal domain phosphoserine binding
Source: RefSeq, a predicted model, not a curated record
UUGAGUUCCGCUGGCAAGAUGGCGGAUGUUGAAAUGAGCGAGGGAAGUGAGGCAGGUAGUCCCAGAAGUCAUGGUUCUGGCAGUCCAAUGAGAGAAGGAUCUGUGUCACCAGCACACAGUGGAGCAUCAGGCAGCCCUAUGCAUGAAGGAUCUGUGUCCCCUGCGCACAGUAAGAGCUCUAGAAGUCCUGAAAGAGAGGGCUCAGAAUCCCCUGCACAUAGUGGUGGCCCGGGCACUCCACAAAGUCCAAACAGAGAAAGGUCAGUUUCUCCAGCCCACAGUGGCGCAUCUGGAAGCCCAGGUAGAGAGGGGUCUGUGUCACCAGCAAGAAGUGGAGGAUCAGGAAGCCCCCACAGGGAAGGGUCUGCUUCACCAGCACACAGUGGGAGAUCUCAUUCUCCAACUCCAGACAGAAGUAGAUCAGCUUCACCAAGAAGUCCCCAUAGUGGGGCUGGUGGAAGUCCAUCACAUAGUAGAGAAGGCUCAGCUAGCCCAGCUGGUAGUCAUACAUCUAGGAGUCCAGCACGAAGUAGAUCUGGGAGUCCGGCACACAGCGCUCACAGUAGAUCAGGCAGUCCAGCACACAGUAAUGCUGGAAGCCCUGCUCGCAGUAGAUCAGGCAGUCCGGCACACAGUGCUCGUAGUAGAUCAGGAAGUCCUGCUCACAGCAGAGAAGGCUCGGCUAGCCCGGCAGGUAGUCACAGGUCUGGUAGUCCAGCUCACAGUAGAUCAGUGAGUCCAGCUCGAAGUAGAUCUGGUAGCCCUGUCCGCAGUAGAUCUGGAAGUCCAGCAUCACAUAGAUCAAGAUCAGGUUCCAGAAGUCCAGCAAGAAGUGAAACUGCAGGAAGCCACAGGAGCAGGUAUUUUUUGCUUGAUUCAACUGUUGACGACCUGUUUGGUGAUGCGGAUGACAUCAGUUCAGAUGAAGAAGCAAAGAAAGGUUCAGAUAAAGAGGAUGGAGAAGGAGAAGAUGGAGAAGAAAGAACACAGAAACCAGUUAUCGAGGGAUCAGAUGAAGAGAACCAGGAACCAGAAGAGCUGCCGGAAACCAGAAUCGAGGUCGAAAUUCCAAGAAUCAAAACAGAUCUGGGCAAAGCAGUGCAUUAUGUAAAACUGCCUAACUUUCUCAGUGUGGAAACAAGACCUUUUGAUUCCCAAACGUAUGAAGACGAGAUAGACGAGGAUGAAGUUUUAGAUGAAGAAGGAAGAACUAGAAUGAAACUCAAAGUUGAGAACACAAUACGAUGGCGUUCACGUAAAGAUGAGGAAGGAAAUGAACUGAAGGAUGAGUUUGACAAACCAAUACAUGAAAGUAAUGCAAGAGUGGUCAGAUGGUCAGAUGGAAGCAUGUCACUACAUCUGGGAGAGGAAAUCUUUGAUAUCCACACUAUGCCUAUACAAGGAGACUUCAAUCACCUGUUUGUGAGACAAGGCACAGGUCUACAAGGACAGUCUAUAUUCAAAACUAAACUUACAUUUAGGCCACAUUCCACAGAGUCAUUCACUCACAGAAAGAUGACACUUUCAUUAGCAGAUAGAUCUACUAAGAAACAGAAGGUGAAAAUUCUGCCUAUAUCAGGACAUGACCCAGAAUCUCAGAGAUCAGAAAUGAUUAAGAAAGAAGAGGAAAGAUUGCGAGCAUCAAUGAGAUUGGAGAGUCAGAAGCGUCGUGUACGAGAACGGUCACACGCUAAAGGCCUCAGUCACAGUUAUCUUGAAGGUUACGAGGAUGAAGAAGAGGAAGGGGGAAUUUCAUUAUCGGCAAUUAAAAAUAAAUAUAAACGUGGUGACAAAAGAGAUCGUCAGCAUAUAUAUUCAUCAGACAGUGAGGAGGGAGGGUAUGAUUCGGAGCAGGAAGAUACUGGUGCUAAACGAUUGAUGAAAGCCAAGAAAGUCAUUAGUGAUGAUGAGGAUUCAGAAACUGAAGCAGCACCAAAGAAGAAGAAAGCUAGAGUUGUUGAGAGUGAUGAGGAGGAGGGGGAGGGUGGAGAGGGAAGUGGGGUUGGGGAGGGAGAAACCAUGGACACUGGGGGUGAUGCUAGUGGAGGGGGAGGGAGUGACUCAGAAUGAAAUGUUAGAAUGUGUUAUUUAUGUGGAAAGAAGUGCUUGUCUCGGUCUAUUUGAAUAAUGAAAAGUAUAGAGGGAGUUGAGACAAUAUGAAAUACAGUAGUAUUUGAGUAGCGUUGACAUAGACUGUUAACAAGGAAGAACGACUACCUGAUUCUUUCCUGUCAUGUCACCAGAAUCAAUAUUGUUGGAUUAACCUGCCGGAGAGCUCCUGCAGUUUAAGCAUAUGUGAGAAUUUGUGUUACUUUAUGAAUGAAAUUAUUUGGUGUUGUUUUGAAACAUAACAAAAUUGCCAUAUGCAGGUCCAUGAAGCAACAUAGACUAUAUAUAAAGAAACAUAAUCAUAAAUAUUGAUGUUUAUGUUUGAAUAGUUUGUCAGCCUUGAAAAAUUUGUCAGCCCCUUUGUUUGAUGUGGAGACUUUAUUUGUUACUCAAGUGAGUACUUGAAAAAGAUUUUUGAAAGAAGAUUGUCAGAUUAUAAACAAGUAAUACACAAUUUGAAAGGUUAUGUGAAAAAUGGGUUUGAAUUUCAGAUCAAAUAAAACCUAACCUACUGUGAAGUCAUUUAAUUUCAUAGGCACGAAAUUUAGUGGUUUUGGCAAAUAUUGCUAUUUCAUAGGGGAUACAAAUUCAUGGAUUUCAGUUUCUGAAGAUAAAAUUAACUGUUAUUUUAAUUGUUCGUUGGGAUUUAAUUUUGUGGAUUGACAAAACCAUGUAAUUUUUGAAAAUUGCUCCCACAAAAAUAUUGAUGAUUUCAUAAUAAAUUUUGUGCAAUAUGUCUGUCCAUAUUUAUGUCUUUAUGAAUUGCUUCUCUGCUCAGUACUUUACAGUGCAGUUUCAUAAAAUAAUUUUGCAGCAAGUGAUUCACUGUGCUAAAAUGCUAAGAUCUUCCUCUGCUGCUUAGUUGCCAUAUGAUCUGAAUUUUCCUGAUGGAGUGAAAACCAGAUACAAAGAAUGGGGAAGUGGAGAAAAUUUCAUGAUCAUUGACUAUUUUACGCGCAUCAUGUGCAUUGUUCACUCUGUACCAUUUAUGUGGACCAUCAGUCAUUAAUUCACCUCUUAUUAUUGAAACUGUUCAUGCAAAUGUCAUAUUUUUAUGAAAUAAAUCUGAUGUAAAAGUA